AUGUCUUCUGGCUCUGUUGUCGGUGUGGGGUCCACCCCAUCUAUAUUCCGCGGUCUUCUUCAAGACGCUGGCUACACGUAUGCUAAUUAUGAGCAAUAUUCCAAAUACAAGUCUUUGCCGAAUGCGCCGAAUGCUACUGCUCUCGCUCUAUUCGGACACGACGACGGCCUAGCGAGUGCAGAGGCUAUAAACAAGCUCCUCGAUGACAAAGUUAUUCUUCUCCUCUUCGCUCCCAGCACCGAGGUUGCACAGGCACUCAAGGACGCUGCCAAGACGGUACUUGACAUCCCUAAGAUUAAGCUGGAUGAAGGUGUAGCUAUCGUUGCAUACAAGAUGGUGGGGCUUGACCUUAUCCACCUCAUCCCCGGCUUUUCCAUUACACGUCUUACCCAGAAGGACGUUCGAUCCCCGGAAGCUAUAGCUACAAGGGAUAAGCGAAUCACCAUCCGCGACGUAAAGGAUCCUUCCAUGACUUUUGAGCGGAAGCUCAAAUAUGCUAUCGGUCUCAUUGCCAAAUCGGUAGCACACGCCUCUGAUGAAGCUUCCCUUGCGUCUAUUCGCGCUACUUCGGUCAAUCUGACUCCCCCGUCGGAUACGUCAUUUGUCAGCAACACUUCUUUCAGUAUCCAACUCUCGUGGUACAGCGAAGAAUCCCCGUGGAGCGACGAAUCCAGCGGUUGGAGCGUGCUGCCGGAAUCUAAGUGGCAAUGGUGGGAUUUGAGCUGGACGGUAUACCUCUACACCUACGCAACGAACAACACUCCUAAUCCGAACAGCGGCUUUGCAUCUGGUGGCGGGGUGGUCUACACCAUCGCUACAUACGGCGGGUCUUGCGUGCGCUGGUCAGGUGGCUCUCCUAGGUGGUUCGGUCCGUGGGGAGGCAACGGUACAUCCGAGACCGAAUACUGGUUCCUAGAUGAAUUUGCCAUACAGGCCGAAGACACAACUGGCCUCAUGACGUGUUACAGGCAGCAACCUUCUGGCGGGAGCCACUCUGGGACGACGUUCACUUAUAAUAUUGAUUUCAGCCAGACACUCAACCUCUUCAAGAAUAGCGGCAAAACCCCCUUCCAGUGGCAGGCUUCGUACGGGGAUAGUUACACUCGCGACCGGUUCAUGGAGACCCCCGUUCAGUCCGAUCUCUAUACAUUUACGAGCUGGAUUGACUACAAUGAUUAUUAUGAUCGGUACAACGGGGGUUUGAGCAGCGACCAGUGGUGGAACCAUGGAGUCUUCGACUGGUCGGAUGGAGAUUACAAGACCGUCAAGGUCUUACCGAACGACAACUUCCCCAUCCACGGGCUCAACAUGUGGACCUCCAAUGUGGGAAGAACCAACAUCAGGUUCGCCAGCGGCAUCGAGCCUCUUGGGUUCAAGUCCAACACCGCUUGGGGACAAGGUCACUUUGUCUAUGCUCCGCUUUGGGGCGAUGAUUAUCUCGACGUGCCCCUCGAUCUCACUUUCGGCGGUUGA
Molecule: messenger RNA, 1473 nt
Organism: Fibroporia radiculosa
Lineage: Eukaryota; Fungi; Basidiomycota; Agaricomycetes; Polyporales; Fibroporiaceae
Exons: 9
Coding region: 1-1473 (490 amino acids)
Source: RefSeq, a predicted model, not a curated record